GUUCCCGUUAGCAUCCGCGAAUGCAGGUUGCCUCAAAGCAAUAACGUCCCGUUAUUUCUAGGCGGAGAUUAAUGCGAUGGGGCGCAAUGUGGCAUCAGUUGUCGAGCUAUGCAGUGUCGUGAGCGCUCUCAUCACUACAACUCUCUUCAGCGUUUCUACGUACUUGCUAGAAGACGAAUUUGAGGACCACUGCGUUCUCUACGCUGACUGGACCGCCGCUUCAAACUUUAACUUUUUCGGAGCGACGUGGAUCUGCACAGUCAUUUCAUGCGGUGGCUUUGCAGUGACUGCAAUUGGCGUACUAUUCCUCGUGCACGUGAUUGCGUCCUUCAUCAACGGAGGCGACAUUUUUGCUACAAAUACAAAAUCUUUGCGUUUUCGUGUUGUUGCUGGGCUAAAAUGUUUUCUUGGCUGUGCUUCUUGGGUGUUUGUGAUCAUGGCUGCUGGAGGUGCUGCUGCAGGUGUUGCAUCAUAUUGCAGUAGUCUGGAGGAUGCAUACAAUAGGACUGUGGCCUCUACUGGGUCAUCUUAUCCCGGAUGUAAAUUGUUUACAAAAGUUGUGGAUAAGUAUUUUGAUUUCGUCCAUCCAUUUCCAAGUGACACGUUUCUGAGGUUUGAGCUCAUACUGGGAGGAACAUGGACCUCAGUUGUAUCAUGGUUUGUAGUCAUCUGCUCUGUGAUUGGUCAAUUGCUUCGCUCUCGUUCAACUGUUCAGUAUACCAGAGAACUACAAGCAAGACUUGUCUAAUACUAUGUGUGCAGCGUUUGAGAAAUUAGUGUGUCACAAUGAGACAGAGUUGACUGCUUGAUCAUUGAAAUCCAGACAAAUACCUGUGCAUAUUGCUGUUGUAGCAACUGUUGUGUGGUUAUGCAUUUGACAUGAAUUUUUGGCAGAUUAUAGCCAGGACUAACUGCCUGGAUUCUCUGAUUUAGGAGCAUGUACAUAAAAAUUAGCUAGACUACAGGUGUAGCAUCAAUAAUCAAAUAGAAAAUCUGUUGUCAUAUCUGUAACAAAGUGCAAUAAAAAUGUU
Molecule: messenger RNA, 1031 nt
Organism: Corticium candelabrum
Lineage: Eukaryota; Metazoa; Porifera; Homoscleromorpha; Homosclerophorida; Plakinidae
Exons: 4
Coding region: 77-748 (223 amino acids)
Source: RefSeq, a predicted model, not a curated record